CACGCUCCUUUGGUCCCUCCCCCCAGCCUGGACGCCAGUGACCUGCACCAUGACCUCGCGCUUCCCCUGGCGCGCCCUGGGCUGCGGGGCAAGCGCCGCAUGGGCGCAGGUGUUUUCGGCGCGCUACCUGCGCGGGGACGUGGGCUCCGGGUCGGGCGUGGACGAAACCACCAGCGCGGAGUCCAAGAACGCCACGGCGGCAGCGUACUCCAAGGCCAAGCUUUUCCGUCGAGAUCCCUUCGCCUUGGAGCCGGCCCGGAAGGUAUGCGUGCUUAUCGGCAUGACAGGGGUGGGCAAGAGCGCCACAGCCAACACCCUGUGCGGCGCGAAGCGCGCCUUUGAGACGGGCUCCUCCGUGGUCUCGGUGACCGCCGCGGUACGGGUCCGGGACUACUCCUUCGCAGGCAGCCGCUGGCGGGUCAUCGACACCCCAGGCCUAGGCGACACCAACAAGUCCCACGAGGCCAUCCGGUCUGAGCUCCUGGAGACCUUCCGCUACGCGCCCCAUGGCAUUGCGGCCUUCGUGGUGGUGGUGCCCAAGGGCAGGUUCACCGCGGAGAUGGAGCAGCGGGUCCGGGAGGCGCUGGACAUCUUUGGGGGGCAGGCCAUCCGGCACACCAUGAUCGCGGUGACCCGGUCCCAGGCCGCGCCUGAAAAGCUGGUGGACGACAUCAUGCGCCUGCCGCAAGACCACACGCUGCGGCGGCUAUGCGAGCUGGUGAGCCAAAGGGUGCUGCCGAUCGAGAACGUGAAGGAGCCCGCUGUGGCAGUGUCUCGGCUGCUGCUGCACAGAGGCGUUGAUGAGUUGCUGGAGCUCAACAACGAGGAGAGGUUCCGAGGUCAGAGCUCCGGUCCGGGCCUUUCAGGGCCGGGCGCGGUUCGGGUGGCUUUGGAGGGCAUGCCCCACGUCCGCUGCUCCACCAAGUGGGCGGAGGAUGCCCCGCGGCUGGUGAUCACCUGUGACUUCUGAAGAAGGAAACUGGCAGUCGCCCGGCAACGGGUGCUUUCAUAUGGGGUCAAAGCAACA
Molecule: messenger RNA, 1027 nt
Organism: Effrenium voratum
Lineage: Eukaryota; Dinophyceae; Suessiales; Symbiodiniaceae
Source: the annotation of a GenBank genome assembly